GAUAAAUUGGAUCAGGCGCUAUGCAAGGUCGCUCAAUGAGCAGUACGGGCAAGCUACCUUAUUAGCACCUAACCUAGCUGUCUCUACAUGGACGGGCUUAUAGCAGUCUUUCCUGGAUGGCCAUGACACUCAAGAGCGAGAGCGCUUUGUAGAUACUGGUAUGAAAACUGACGAUCUGAUAUCCAACAGGAAGGUGCUUUGUUGCCGCUUCCACUUGCGGACAUAGGAUACCGGAUCUAGAACUCUUGCAUGGCGUCCAUUUGGUCGCAUGCCAAAGAGUAUGGUUGAAGUCGACCUUUGGCCAUACCUUGAAACUACUGUGUCACAUAGCUACCAUGCCUUUGUUUGGUAUUCCGAUGGUAGUCAGUACCCCCUUAGCUUAGGCUUUCGACGAGAGACCUCGAGGUAUCUCCCGAAUGUUCGCGAUGAUCUUGAUCGAUUCGAGGCUUCCGAAUCCGUGUCUGAGGGCACACGCUCGUCAGAAUGUAGUCUUGGGCCAUCGAAAAGAUCAACUUUGCAAAUGAUUGCCCAUCUUGUCAAGGAAUCGUGCGGGGAUCGCAACUGGGCCAACUCUGGACUCGAUGCAAGAUGGCAACGGCCAAGUGGCUUGCAGGUUGGCGAGGCCUCGAUUGAAUCGAGCAACUAAAGCCACGUCAGAAUGGCGCCGGAUGCGAUACAAUCUUGACAAUGGUCGAAA
Messenger RNA from Emericellopsis atlantica, 697 nucleotides. RefSeq lists its product as uncharacterized. NCBI's taxonomy places the organism in Eukaryota, Fungi, Ascomycota, Sordariomycetes, Hypocreales, Bionectriaceae. The coding region runs from base 269 to 646 and encodes 125 amino acids. The record is from RefSeq and is a predicted model, not a curated record. The transcript has a single exon.